Neurospora tetrasperma FGSC 2508 is the source of this 738-nucleotide messenger RNA. RefSeq lists its product as uncharacterized. Lineage: Eukaryota; Fungi; Ascomycota; Sordariomycetes; Sordariales; Sordariaceae. The coding region runs from base 139 to 633 and encodes 164 amino acids. The record is from RefSeq and is a predicted model, not a curated record. The transcript has 2 exons.
AUUUUAUUUCGGUCACUACUGUGCCCUAGCAUCGCUGAAAUCCCUCCUUGAACCUCCGCUUCGAUACCCAAGCGGUGGAAGGUUCAUUGCACUUGAUUUUGACCUUUCUAUUGGAAUUCUCACAAUUUCUCACCUACAAUGGCUGUUUCCCAAAAGUUACUAGUGAUCCCCAAGUGGGCAGAGUUCCAGGAGCAAGCAAAAGGCGGCGUGAUCAUAGAAAUACACUCCCGGCAUGUCAGCGCCCAUGAGUUGAAGGACACGCUAGAGACAAUGUUUCCACACUCAAAGUACACCAUCCAGCUUAGGAGAGACCGAUAUUCGAUAACGUUUCCGGAGCGACGAAAGUGUGACCUGGAUCAGGUGUUGCUCGGCCCCAUACCAUCCGGUCAACAAUCCAAGCCACCUAUAACCGCUCCUACUUCUACUCCUCUAUUGGCGAUCGAGUCGAUUGAGGAGUUACCCUCAUCAAAUGAAGAUACUACCCCGAUGAUCGGGCCUCAAGAAUCUCCUAAGGCCAUUCCUCAUGGGCCUAAAAGUACGCAGCGGGAAGGAGUUUUGCAUCGCACCAGGUGUCUUUUGCUAGGUAUAGCAAAAUGUGCUAGGAGUGCAGCAACAGAUUUUGUCCGUCCAUGACUGGCAGUAUUGAUAGCUCACACAUGGUUGUCCAGGAAAGUGGAAGAAAGAAAAGAGGGGAUUUAAGGGAAGAGUUGAAAUCAUACGCUGACACCCGGUUGUGGA